AUGGCCAGGAGUGGUGGGAACCUUGGGGUCUGGGGGAGCUUGGUGCUAUUGGGUUUGUAUGGCUGUACUGUGGUCAGGGCGGCCGGUGAGUAGUCAUGCCUUUAAUCACUGUCCUUACCAAGAGAUAAGACCGCAGCUUCUCAGGCAUAGGGUGGCGAGAGGGAAAAUACAAAUGACCUGUGCUUUUCUAAUAGGAAAGCUUCUCUCUAAUUCUCAGAUCCAGUGAGACACCUGAGGGUACAGACUCAGACCACCAGCUCCAUCACCCUGAUAUGGGAGGCCCCCGAGGGCACUGACCCUGAGAACUUGACUUACUGGGUCCAGUGGCCUGGAGAUGGUGACAGAAAUAACACUCGAAACACAACAGCCACCAGCAUCACGGUGGACGGGCUGGCUCCUGCUUCUUCAUAUAAAUUUUCCGUGUGGGUUGAAAAAGGUGGAGUCAACAGCUCCCAGGUGAUCCUUGAAGCUACCACAGCUCCAAACCCAGUGCGAAACCUGAGCCUGGAAGCUCAGACCACCACUUCCAUCAGCCUGACAUGGGAGCCGCCUGAGAACUCCUUGUCCCCGGACCUCACCUACUGGGCCGAGUGCGGUAGAGAUGGUGGCAAAACUGAGACCCGGGAUACAAGAAACAACAGUGUCACCAUAGACAGACUUGAGCCUGGCUCUGCAUAUGAAUGUUCUGUGUGGGUGGAAGCCAGUGGCGUCAACAGCACAAGGGAGAGUCUCAGUAACGCUGCCACAGCCCCUAACCCAGUAAUAAACCCGUCUCUGGUGACCCGGACUAAUCAUUCCAUCGUGCUGAGCUGGAAAGCCCCCGAGGGUCCAGACCUUCAGGGUUACACCUAUCGCGUGCAGUUUGUGGGAAAUGGUGACAAAAAUGGCACCCAAGACGUCAAGGACACCAGCAUCACAGUUGAGAACCUUGAGGCUGGAACCUUGUACAGCUUCUCUGUGUGGGCCAUAAAGAACGGAAUCUCCAGCUUUCCAAAGACCCUACACAACUCCACAGUCCCUAAUACUGUGAUGAGCCUCAGGAUCCAGGACCAGACCAAUAGCUCCAUCACCUUGAGCUGGACAGCACCCAUGGGUCCCCGAGAUCCCAGCUACACCUUCUGGAUCUCGUGGGCUCUGGAGGGAAAUACCGACAACGGAAUAGAAGACACCCCUAACACUAGUAUCACACUGAAGACACUGGCCGCCGGAAGCUUGUACAACCUCACUGUCUGGGCUGAGAGGAAUGAAGUCAGAGGUUACAGCAGUGGCUUUCUUGGGGCUACUGCUCCCAAUGAAGUCACUCGGCUACGGAAUGAAAGCCAUACCAACAGCUCAGUGACCCUGACGUGGAACCCCCCGGACGACCCCUAUUCUCACUCCUACACCUACUGGGUCCAGUGGGCCACUGAAGAAAAACCUCAGGCAAAGCAUGACCCCACAGGACAUGGAGCCCGAUCCAAAGAUAACACCAGUGAGUCUCGGUAUGAGGUCAAGGCUCUCACAUCUGGCACUUUAUACAACUUCAGCGUGUGGGCAGAGAGGAACCAGGUGCCCAGUUUUAUACAGACCAUCCAGGCACCCACAGCACCAGUUGCUGUCAAUAUUGUCUCUUGCGUCAGCACCUCUGGGGGCUACGGGGUCAUCCUGACCUGGUCGUGCCCACCUGGAGGUUAUGAGGCCUUUGAGGUGUUAGUGGGCAAUCAAGUGCUCAGGCAGGAUGGAUCUUCGUGUGGGAAGGGCAUGUCUGUGUCAGAUCUUGGGCCAGCUCAGUCCUACACAGCCACCGUCAUGACCGUCUCUAAUGGACUGAGGGUCGGAUCCAUCUCUGUGACCUGCUACACAGAGAGUGGAGGCCUGCUGCUGGCAGGAGCCUUCACCCUCUGA
Messenger RNA from Acomys russatus (golden spiny mouse), 1884 nucleotides. It is a transcript of the gene Ptprh, whose product is annotated as protein tyrosine phosphatase receptor type H. The transcript has 9 exons. The record is from RefSeq and is a predicted model, not a curated record. Gene Ontology annotation, molecular function: protein binding. Lineage: Eukaryota; Metazoa; Chordata; Mammalia; Rodentia; Muridae.